Aureobasidium vineae is the source of this 1047-nucleotide messenger RNA. The record is from the annotation of a GenBank genome assembly. Lineage: Eukaryota; Fungi; Ascomycota; Dothideomycetes; Dothideales; Saccotheciaceae.
AUGACCAUUGACUCAGCCGUCGCCAAACUUCUGUCCUUGGACCCAGAUGCAACCACCCUUUCCGGUGCUGGUGCAGGAUCAAGCUUCGCAUCAACAUCCAAAAUCACAACGAAACUCCGCAAUGGCACAGAAAAGCACUUCUUUAUGAAAACAGGCAAAGGCAAAGAAGCCUCGAUCAUGUUUGAAGGUAAUACUUCUUUCCACCGAUACUGUAGAGCACGCACUAAAGACCACUCAGGCGAACACGCAUCACUCAGUGCAAUACACAAUGCCGUUCCCAACCUAUGUCCCCAAUCCUACGGCCAUGGAGAACUUGCCGACUCGCCUUCAACCCACUUCCUAGUCACCGAUUUCGUAGACCUCUCAAGCAGAUUCUCAUCCAAGGCUUCUUCCUCAGCACCCUCGCUAGCAGCAAAGUUGGCAAAACUGCACACCACACCCGCACCCCCACCACCAGGGGAGUCAACCCCCAAAUUCGGGUUCCCAGUAACCACUUGUUGUGGAGAAACACCUCAAGACAAUUCGUUCAAAAGCAGUUGGGCGGAGUUUUAUGCUGAGAAUCGAUUAAUGUUUAUCUUGAAGCGGAGUGAGAAGACUGAUGGGGCUGAUGAGGAUUUGCGGGCUAUGGUUGAGACUACAUGCAAGAAAGUUGUGCCACGACUUAUUGGCGAUGAUCACUUGAACAACGGUAAAGGCGUUACUCCAGUGGUUGUUCACGGUGAUCUGUGGUCAGGCAAUGCGAGUCUGGGAAAGCUGCCUGGUAUGGAAGCUCCUGAAGAUGUCGUCUACGACUCUAGUGCUUGCUAUGCGCAUAGCGAGUUCGAGCUUGGUAUACAGAAAAUGUUCUCAGGGUUUGGUGGCAGCUUUUGGAAGGAGUAUCAUGAGCUGGUUCCGAAGACGGAGCCUGUGGAAGAGUAUACGGACAGAGUUGCUCUGUACGAGUUGUAUCAUCAUCUGAACCAUCACGCCAUGUUCGGUGGUGGAUAUAGGAGUGGUGCUGUUAGCAUCAUGAGUAAACUGAUUGGAAAGUAUGGCAAGGAUAAGUAA